AUGGGGUCAAAACUGGAGGAGAUGGACCAAGAGCGAGACCUUGGAGUCAUAGCAUACAGCUCAAGGAAGACGGUGACCCAGUGUGCAGUGGUCGUUGUCUAUACUCUGCGUAACCCUAGAGAUGUGAUGGUUUCAAGCUACCACUUCUUCAAAGGCUUUAAAGAAUUGAAGGACCUUGGAACUGUGGAAGAGUUCAUGGAGAGAUUCCUGAGUGGGGAAGUUGAGUAUGGUUCCUGGUUUGACCACGUGAAGGGGUGGGUGGAGAUGAAGGAGAAAGCCAACAUCUUCUUCAACACCUAUGAAGAACUACAGCAGGACCUUCGAGGCAGUGUGCAGAAGAUCUGUCAUUUUCUUGGCAAGGAGCUAAACAGCCAACAAAUUGAGUCUGUGGUGGAAAAUGCCUCCUUCCAGAAGAUGAAGAACAACAAGAUGUCCAACUUUUCUUUAGUACCAGAAAACAUUUUUGACCACACAAAAGCGAAGCUCAUGAGGAAAGGGAUCUCUGGGGACUGGAAGAAUCACCUGGCAGUGGCACAGAGCGAAUACUUUGACCAUGUUUACUGGGAGAACAUGCGUGGUGUGAAUAUGACCUUCCCUUGGGAAUGAAGAAUCACAGAACGUUGUUCCUGCUGUUCUCCACCUUCACAUUCUUAUGUUUGAUUUGGUUUGGGUACCUUCUGCUAAAUAAACAGAUACUUGAUCUGGAA
Messenger RNA from Lacerta agilis (Sand lizard), 707 nucleotides. Its product is annotated as sulfotransferase 2B1-like. Gene Ontology annotation, biological process: sulfation. The coding region runs from base 1 to 606 and encodes 201 amino acids. Lineage: Eukaryota; Metazoa; Chordata; Lepidosauria; Squamata; Lacertidae. Gene Ontology annotation, cellular component: cytoplasm. The transcript is spliced from 5 exons. Gene Ontology annotation, molecular function: sulfotransferase activity. The record is from RefSeq and is a predicted model, not a curated record.